AGAAGAAAACACGGGACACACUUCCAAGCUCUCUCUCUCUCUCUCUCUCUCUCUCUCCUAUGGCCACCGCUUUGUCAUUCGGUUCCGCCACUCCCACCCUGCACCGGCACCACCAGCAGCAGCACCGCCGCCUCAUUUUCCGGCCAAAUCGCCACAGCAGAGUCUACAAAUUCCGAUGCAGAGGAGAUAAUCUAACAAGCAAUUCAUCCACAAAGCCAGAAAAUGAACAGUCUGAGCCCAAAAAUGUGUUGCUGAAGAUGGCUUGGUAUGGCUCUGAGCUCCUCGGAAUCGCCGCUUCUUUCGUCCGAUCGCCACCGUCGAAUGUUGAAGGUAGUUCCGGUGGUGUUGUCGAGCUCGCCGUAGAUGGAUUGGGCACACUUGAUCGAAACGUAGUUGUAGACACCAUUAAAGAGGACUUCCAGAGGUCUUAUUUCGUUACAGGAAACCUGACACUAAAUGCGUAUGAGGAAGACUGUGAAUUUGCCGAUCCAGCGGGUUCCUUCAGGGGGCUUCGACGUUUCAAGAGGAACUGUACUAAUUUUGGCUCUCUCAUUGAGAAGUCAAACAUGAAACUCAUGAAGUGGGAGGAUUUUGAGGAUAAGGGAAUCGGACACUGGCGUUUUAGUUGUGUAUUGUCCUUUCCAUGGAAGCCUAUUCUCUCAGCUACUGGAUACACAGAGUAUUAUUUCGACGAGCAUUCUGGAAAAGUAUGCAGGCAUGUGGAGCACUGGAAUGUCCCUAAAAUUGCCCUAUUUAAACAAAUUCUGAGGCCUAGCAAAGAUUGGUGGCGCAAGAGAACAGAUGGUUGAAGAGUACAAAGUGCGUAUCACUGACGGCUUUGCAUAGAUUUAUUUGGUUAUUACCUCCCCAAAAAAAGGAUAUCAUACCAUGAAUUUUGGGGGUGGGGUGGGGUUGGUUUCGUAUUAUAAUGAGGUUGUCUUGGAACAUGUAAAGCUUUGUGACAUUUUCUUUGGACACCACCUGUUGAUCUCCCACAUGUAAAUGAUGAUUACAAGGUUGAAUCAUAGGUAGCAGCAACUAUAUGCAAACAGAUGUGUGUGUGAUGAAUUGAUACAGAAAUUUUGAUGUUCCAGUUUGCCACUGGAUUGACACUAUAUUCUUAUAUAAUGUAUAUCAAGCACGUGAUGAAAAUUGUUGCUUCAUUUUUUAGAGAAGAGUGUAAUUUUUGCCUCUAUUUGA
This is a messenger RNA of Camellia sinensis, 1200 nucleotides long. RefSeq names its product Nuclear transport factor 2 (NTF2) family protein. The record is from RefSeq and is a predicted model, not a curated record. Lineage: Eukaryota; Viridiplantae; Streptophyta; Magnoliopsida; Ericales; Theaceae.